UGUUGUGGGAACUGCCAAUAAGGAAAAUUCACACACGCCAGAGGCCAGCGACUCCAAGUCGAUCCCAUCAGUGGUGUUAGCCACUGAUUAGCCCGGCUCCUGGCUUGGGCCUCUUCUCUCUCCCCAAUGUUUGCACUUUGAUUGAAUGGCCCACAUUGUGAUGGUUCGGCAGUACUCAGCAUGCUGAUUGUGGACAUGCUGACGCUGGCACUGGCGACUGGCUUGGAGCGGGACAGAGAGCGGGAGGUGGAUAAUGGCAUUGCCUCAAUUUGUGGCAAAAUGACACUUAAUGUGGCCAAAAAAGCGUCCAGUCAGAGCAAGCAGCACACUGAAAGUGAAUAUUGUAAGAGGGGCAACAAUAACAGUAGAAGUGGCACUGGAAAUGAUAGCAGCUGUGGCAGGGAAACAGGAGCAGUCGUGCCGCCCAACAUGGCUACUGGUGGACUAGGCCCGAGCGAGGGUCAUUUAGUAGGCAAGGCACGCAGCGUCCGAGACAAUGCCGCUGACGGCGAACCAUGCGAGGCGCUUCAGCGGCCAUGGAUACAGCUGAGCGGCCAGUUGGUGGGGCAGGGACUGGGACUGGAGCAGCGGCUGGGGGCGUGCCAGUCAGCGACAGUGGGAGCGGAUGACGUACUGAGUGACAUAUUGACGCACGCGCGUGCGCGUGCUGUGUACAGUUGCAACAACAACAACAACAACAACAACAAAAACAACACAACAGCAACAGAAACAGCAGCGGAAGUGGCCACGAAAUGUGAGUACGCGCAAGUCGAGCGUGAGAGCCACAUCCAGAGUUACAACCAGAGCCAGAGAGUGAGCGCAGACGCUGGCCAACAACCACCCAGCAGUGGCAGUGCCAGAAGCAAAAGCAGUGGCAGUGACAGAAUCACAAAGAGUGGCAACGGGUGCAGCGCCUGCUCAAUACCUACAAUUGGCAGUGAGCUUUCCAGAGCCAACCUUGUAGUAGCAACCCCAGGGGCAGUCGUCGCAGCUGAGCAUCAGAAGCAGCACCAGCAGCAGCAGCCCCAGAAGCGUUUUAUCACAUCCUCAAAUUUGUGCAAACUGUCCGAUUCUGGUGAAAAUUGUGUGGAAAUCAAUCAGGUUACUCCGCGUGCUGGACCCUGCUCUGGACAGACGGAAACGGAAAAGCACCAUUGCUCUGCUCACGACGUGGAACCCGACCCAGACCACGAGCCCGACCUCGACACCAGCUCCGACUCCAACUCCAAAUGCGACGACGGCGCGCGACGUACACACAAAUUUGUGGAAAAAGUCGGGCAAAACGCAUGGUCUGCCUGCCUGGUAGGUGAUUUUUUUUCUAUUUGUGAAAAUGUGCAAAGUGCCAGAGAAGAAGAAGCUGGAGCAGCAGUAGGAGCAGCAUUCGUGAGCUGCCACAGCGACCACAAGUCGAAGAAGAACCAGGAGCAGCAGAAGAAGCAGCCAGAGGAGGGGCAGGCGCCAUUGUCAUUGCCACAUUCGAAGCCAGACCCCCCCAAUUUAUCCUUGGCUGGCAGUGUCGAUAAUGUUGCUGGUGUUGCCGUUUUCCGCCCACCACAAAGUGUCCCCUUUGUUUUUGCUUGUAGUUACGUGGAUUACGUGAAAAGCGUUACAAACAACAAGGCCGCCCCAGACCAGCCACCGAAGCAGCCCCCCGCAGCAGCAGUAGCUGACAGAAGGAGCCAAACCCGCGAAGACUCACAGGAAAGCGGCGCGACAGAGCAGAAAGAAUCGCUGGAAUUGGAAUUGAAAUCGGAGCUCGGGGAUUCGUCUACAGUUGCAGCAGUUGACAAAAAUGAGAAGCUCGUAGACUGUGAAUCAUUGGAGCCGCUUGUGUCUGCCAUAUAUUUUGGACUUGGCUCGAGGGAGAACUGCAUCAGAGGUAAAGCAACAGAAUCCGCAACUACAACAGCAACAGCAACAGCAACAAGCUGCAGCGAGCACGACGAUCUCAUUGAUUUUGAGAACGAUUUGGGCGAGGAUUUUGUAGCCAGUCAGCGGCUGAAACGUUUGCAAUACAUUUUUCAGGGACGCGUGAGCAGCAACAGCAACAUUGAUUGUGUAAAGGCAUCCUUGAGGCCCGAACAACAACUACAGCAACAGCAGACAACAACAGGCAUAACAAAGAAACUACCCUCAGAGACAGGAGUAGAUCCCAACCCCAACAACAGCCCCAGCCCCAGCCCCAGCCCCAGCCAGAGUCCGACAGCCACGACACGCCAGUGCCCCCCGAAAUAUCAGCCCGCUGAAGACAAUAAAAUAGUUAAGGAAACUGCCGCCGAUGAAGUUGCAACCGUGGCAAACUCAAUUGCAUUUCAAUUAAAUCCAAACUGUAUUCGAGUCGAGCCACCGUCAAGCCAGAGCGAGAAAACCUCAGUGCUUGGACAAACAGCUGAACGGCUGAAGCAACAUUCGCUGAAUCCGCGUCCCGAGUCGCCACUGCGUCGGCGCGGAGAGAGUCAGAGUGCGGGCCAGUUUGAGGAGCUCACAUUGGCAGCUGCCAGCGACCAAGUGGUGAUUGAAAUCGAAACGGAUACGGACACGGACAGCGACGAGCAGACGGUGACGGACAUAGCCACUAGGAGCGCAUUUGUGCCGACCCAAGCCUGUGACGGCGGCCGCUUUGGUUUUAGCCAGGAAAAGUCCGCCACUGGCCUCACCUUUGCUACACCACUCAGCGAGUUCGAUGUGCAGCGGUUCAGCGAGUACCUAACGGCAGCCCGUCAACUGCAGUUGGUCGAUAUUGCCAUUAUACAGCAACAGGACGAAAACCAGAACCAGAACCAGAACCAGAACCAGAGCCUGAAUCAGAAUCAGAAUCGGAUUCCGAGUCUGAAUAACACACCUAUCCAUCAUCGGAGGCAGACUUCCCAGGUGCAUAGUCAGGUUGAAAAGAAGGCUGGAAACUUUCAGUGCUACGACGAAUUGCUGGCAGAGUUCGUGAGCGAGCAACAGGAGUACGACAUCGAAAUCGAUAGCGAUAACGAUAGCGAUAACGAAAACGACAAAGACAGCACAUGCCAGUGCCAUGAGUGCCUAGCCAGCUUGGAGGACAGCCAGCAGAAGACGGCCAGAGGGAUAUCACAGAGCAAUAUCACCACUUCCACAAUAACAACCAGGAACGCAUCCAGUCCGUCCGUCUUUGUUUCGGAAGCAGCAUCCGAAGACGGCCUGAAUAUGCGCGAGGUCAACGGUCAGCUGCGUGGCCUUCUGAAGAAACCAAAUCGACCACCGCCGGCCCGCAAGAACCGUGUGGUAUUCGAUGAGACGCGCAACGAGUUUUUCGAGGCGGACUACAUUAUUUUGAUCCGUGAGGACUGUGCCUACGAUGAGGAAGACGAGGAGCCCUGCACCUGCGGCGAGCACGAGCUGGUUCGGCUCUGUUGCGAGGAGGGAUGCCAGUGCAACUACGCGGUCAAUGCCGCCGAAGCUGGCGAUGGACGAUCUCCACAGAGUCCCAAAUAUCAGCCGCCAAUUGAGUUUGUGGACGACGCUGCGCUGAGCCCGCCCGACGGCUACAAGGACAGCAGUCUGAAGAACACACUCGGCGGCGCGCUGAGUGGCCACAUCUUCGGAGCACAGCAUCUGCAACAGCUGCAAGUGAUCCAGCGCCUGCAGCAGCAGCGCGCAGCGAUGCUGGCCGCUCGUAACAGUACCAGUCAGAUACCGCCGCCACCGCCGCCCGUGGGCAGUGCCCAGCAGCAACCACAGCAGCCGCAGCAGCCACAGCAACCGAAGCCACAGUCGGAGGAGGAGCUGCAGGGCGUCUGCACGGAGUGUGCCGAGUGCGCUGAGUGCGCCGCCAAGCAACUACAGGAAGCAGAAUGCAGCUCCCCGCAGUGCCAAGAGGAGAUGACACCACUGGGGGUGCCGGCAGUGGCCCUGCUGCCCCUGCACACCAGUUCACCGGAGCGUCGCAUCACCCAGAAGGAGAUCAUUGCCGGCGAAGAGCGGCCCAAGUAUGUGCUGCAGUCCCAGCACAAGGCAUCGCCCACUGCAGUGACCGAGCGGCGCAUCAUUCGGGAGGCACACGAGGAUGUGGCAAGUGUGGCUCCCUCUGCCAUUCCCGCGGCUGCUGCCCCAGGUGCGGACUUGCAGCCACCCGCUUUGCCAGCCAAGACGAAUGUCACGAUAGCAGCGGCAGCCAGUGCUGCCGCUGUCACCGCAGCAUCUACCGCACCAGAGCAACAGCCAUUCGAGGAGGAGAUGCCACCGCCCAUUCCGCCUAAGGAGAUGUCGCCCACCCAGAUUAGCGGCAUACUGAAGGGGGGCAAGCUCUGGAAGCAGGAUUCGAUCUCCCAGCAGUCGGAUGACCAGAACAACACUUCGGAGGAGGAGAGCGGCGCCAUGAAGCGCUCGGUGCGCUUUGUGACGGAGGACCAGGCGAAUGCCGGUGCCGACAGCGACGCCCAGUCGCUAGCUGAGGACUUUGAUGACAGCGAAAACCAGAUCAACGAGCUAAUCCCAAUCAAGAAGCACUCGACACUUUUCAACAACGCUCUGCGCCCCAACUCGGCGGUGCGCCAGCUGUUCCCCAGCGUGUCCGCUCACCAGGCCCCCGUCCUCACUUCGGAGGCCCUGCGAGCCUUCGACGAGUCGAAGCGGGCCGGUUGCCUCGUGACCCACUUGCCCGGCAGCUGCGGUGACUCGGACACCCUGCGCCGCAGCAUGGAGCGCAACAUCCUUCGCCGCUCGCUGAUCAAAAAAAAGGCAGUCAAGUCGGACAUAUCGCUGGAGGACCGCAUCAAGCAGCUCACCUGCGGUAUCGAUGAGGACCUGGCCGAAGAGCUGUCCCGGGACGUCGAUGAGGACCCAGACCCCAGCGAGCGCGGCUCGGACGAUCUGACCCAGCGCGACAGUCCCGCAGGCGAGGAGAAUCCCAACCCGGCGCCCAGCAGCACCGCGGGACAGAAGUUCAUGAACGGGGAGAAGAGUUUCUCGCCCAGCAGCUCGGUGUCCAGCUCCUCGAGUGGAUCGUCGGCCUACAAAAAGAUCGCGGACAUAUUUAACCGCGACAAGAAGCAGGAGAAGAUCAUGGAGCUGGAGGAGAACCCCAUUGUCAUCAUACCACAGGAGUGUCGCUGUCCGGCUGCGCCCGACCUGGGCAUGGGCAUCCAGGUGCCCGUGGUCCACACCCAGAUCCACCGCACCCCGCCCCGCCAGACCGAGCCAAAGCGCCAGUUCCUCUCCUCCACCCUAGCUCCGCUUACCGCCUGCGUGGCUGGUAACAAGGACGACCUGUCCUCCUACUACACCCUGGCCGCCGGCGCCCACGCCCACAACCACGGCCAUAGCCACGCCCAUGCCGCCACCUACGCAGUCGCCGCCACUGCCGACUUCAACAUGGGCCAGCUCCUGGGCGCGGCCACAGCCGCAGCAGUCUCCGGGGACCCGGUGGCGCAGCACGCCGCGGCCAUGGCAGCACAAAGUCUGGGCAGCAUGGCUGCCGGGGCUAUAUCAGGUGCGGUUGGCCCUGGGGCUGGGGCUGGGGCUGGGGCUGGUGGAGGUGCAGGCUCAGGCGAAGCUUCAGAGGAGGUGCGGAAGGUGGCGCCGGAUGUCAUCGCCGGUACACCCGGCCAGGAGGCCGUCAGCAGGCCCGAGCAGGACGAACUGGUCGUCUUCGCCCAAGCGGAGGCCAAGCGCACCGAACAGCUGAAGAAGCGCUACACGGGAGGGGCGGACCAAUCGCAAGGCAGCAGCGACGACGACGAGCAGAACGACUACGGCUUCAACAAGCGUCCCUCGGUGCGCGGCAUCAAGCCGAAGUUCAGCUCCACCAACGAGAUCCUCGCCCAGAUGCAGGAGCAGCUGAGCGCCUCCAUCCCCACAGUGGUCAACAGCCAGCCGGUGCCGCAGGCGGUAAAGGGCUACGCUAUGCCCAACACUGCCAAGCAAAAUCCCUCGUCCCAACAGCAGCAGCAACAACAGCAACAGCAGCAACAGCAGCAACAGCAACAGCAGCAACAGCAACAGGCACAACAGCAACAUCAACAUCAACAUCAGCAUCAGCAGCUGCAACAGCAGAUGGCAGCGGCGAUACAGGCGAACACGAUUGCCCAGCAAAAGACAGAACAGCGCACUUGGAGCUUCUACAGCGAGACCGGGGAGCAGCAGCGCUUUCCCAUCGACGCUUCCGCCGUUCAUCAGACCUAUUACCAGACGCUGCCCGCCGGCACGAUGUUCCGCCAGACGAUGAUCCAGCAGGGAGCGGCCGGCGAUGACGCCUCGCUCCUCUAUGCAGCGGCUUCCGCCCAGAACUGUCAGAGCGUCACGGCCACGGCGACGGCCACUGCCACUGCCACGGCCAUCGAGCAGAGCAAGCACAGCAGCUACAGUAGCCACUUCGCACGCAGCCCCACCCGGCGGCCGGAGUCACCGCCGCCGCUGAGAAACUACCACCAAACCAUGGUGCUGAUACCGUACAACGCGGAGACAUACUCGCAGUUUGCCACCAGCAGUAGCGGGGACCCCAAGCUAGCCCACAUUCAGCGCCAGAACAUCCUGGAGUACCAGCAGGUCACUCAGCAAACAAUACGGGUGCCCAUCGGGUAUGCCCUUCCAGGUAUGCAGCUGCAUGUGGUUAGUGGUCGCGGCCAUGCCGCACACUACGGCCAGCAUCAGCAGCAGCAGCAUCAGCAGCAGCAACAGCAGCAGCAACAACACCAGCAACAGCAGCAACAGCAGCUUCAGCAUCAGCAGCAGCAGCAACAGCAGCAUCAGCAUCAGCAGCAGCAACAGCAACAGCGACUGAUGUCACAGCACUAUCAGUUCGGGACGGAGGGUAGCAUUCCGGGCUUCAGCGAACGUGGUGUACCCGAGGGAGCCGCCACUGUUUCCCACAGUGACUGCGGUACCAUGGUCUCCCCAACAGCAGCGGCACAGCAACAACAGCAACAGCAGCAGCAACAGCAGCAACAGCAGCAGGUGGGAAUCGGAGUAGGGGGUCAGGCCCAGCCACAUGCACAGGGAUCAGUGUACUACGCGAUGAACGUAUGACCCGCGCUCGAAUAGUCGCUGCCAGCGGCGAUCAUCGUCGAGCGCCGCCAGUGUCAACGCGUCGAGUUGUCAGCGACUUCAGUGCAUUUGGGUACCGGCGGAAGCGUCGGCGGCAGCGUCAGCGGCAGAUGAGCGCCUGCCCGCCACCACCUGGCGAGUCCCAGUUAGUCCCAAUCGCUGAUUUAAGUUGCCCUUGAGUUGAUCCCAGCGAGCGUCAUUUAGUCAUUUAUUCCUCUGUUGUGCAGCCUGAACAAUGCUUUGUAACCGUAUUCUCUCACCAGUUUCUGCGUGAGUCUUCAUGUCUGAAUGUAUCUACCAUACAAAAAUAUGUCUGUAUAUGUGUGACUGUGUCUGGGUCUGUGUCUGUGUCGAUGGCUGUGUGUGUGUGUGUGUGUACUUGUGCGUUUGAGUAAGUCUGUCCAUGCCCCUUAGCAUUUUGUUUGCAUAGAACUACACUGGGGAUUCUUUGGCAAGACUAAAAACUAACCUUUUUAGGAAUACUCGUAUUAAAAUCAGGUAUACAUAUGUAUGUAUAUACCUAUGUAUGUAUACAUAAUAAAUAAAUACACGGGAAAUUAAUUAAGCUAAUAAUAUAUUUGAAAAUACAUCCCAAAAAUGAACUUUAAGCUAUUGUUCUAGAGUAUAGACUCUAGAGUGACAAAUGGAGGAGGUACUUACAUAUGUACAUAUGUAUGUACAUAAGUACGUGUAGAACAAAAAAGGCGGGGAAAAUGUAAACCAAAACACAACCAAAUCAUAUGAAUUUAUUUCGAGCAUGUACAUGCUGGGUGCUAGUAAUGCAACAACAACCACAAGAACAAAAACAAAGAACAUUUAUUUAUUAUUAUUAACUAUAAGCUAUUCAAAUUACAUUUAGCAAAGUAAAACGUAAAAAGGAUUAACCAUAUAUACAUAUAUAUA
Messenger RNA from Drosophila subobscura, 7914 nucleotides. RefSeq lists its product as uncharacterized. The coding region runs from base 181 to 6993 and encodes 2270 amino acids. The record is from RefSeq and is a predicted model, not a curated record. NCBI's taxonomy places the organism in Eukaryota, Metazoa, Arthropoda, Insecta, Diptera, Drosophilidae. The transcript has 9 exons.